AUGUCCGAGAAGCGAUCAUAUUACGGUUAUAACUCAAGCAGUAGUAGCAAUUCAAAUCUAAUAAGCCGGCCCGUACGACGACAUUUACUCCACGUCUAUUUAACAUUGGCUGCGAUGAGUGCAAUUGCAACGAUGAGUACACAACUUGGCGAUUACCUAGGUCCCGUGGGCUCUACGAUAGGCUCCUUGGGUACAGUACUGAGUAUACUGUUGUUUCGAUUCACAGCACCUAAUAGCAGGAAUCGAUGGGCUUUAUUACUGGCGUAUUCUGUCUCUAUUGGUAUAGGCUUGGCUAGCUUUCUUACAUUUUUUACGCAUUGGGAUUCCUCUGGAAAUAUUGUCUUUAUGGCGUUAUCGUCAGCUGUGGUCAUUUUCUUGGGAUUUUCAGCAAGUGCAGUUUUGGCUGAUCGUCGUAGUAUGCUUUACGUAGGAGGUUUAGUGAGCAGUAUCUUGGCGGUUCUUUUUUGGUUGUCUCUGGCAAAUAGCCUUUUUAUAAGGUCGCAAUCGAUCCUUUCAUUGGAAAUGUAUGGUGGUUUAAUUGCAUUUGCGGGAUUUGUAUUGUAUGAUACUCAAAUGAUUAUUGAACGUGCCAGUGCGGGAUUAACUGAUGUUCCUGGGCAUUCAAUGGAGCUAUUCAUGGAUUUGUAUGCUUUAUUUGUUCGUUUGCUGGAGAUCUUUUUGAAGAAGGAAUUGGAUAAGGAAGAAGAUAGAAAAAGAAAAAAAAGACAGAAUCGAUUGAGAAGGGACUAUUAUUGA
Messenger RNA from Mycotypha africana, 756 nucleotides. Its product is annotated as inhibitor of apoptosis-promoting Bax1-domain-containing protein. The transcript has 3 exons. Lineage: Eukaryota; Fungi; Mucoromycota; Mucoromycetes; Mucorales; Mycotyphaceae. Bases 1 to 756 code for a protein of 251 amino acids. The record is from RefSeq and is a predicted model, not a curated record. Gene Ontology annotation, cellular component: membrane.